Triticum urartu is the source of this 957-nucleotide messenger RNA. Lineage: Eukaryota; Viridiplantae; Streptophyta; Magnoliopsida; Poales; Poaceae. The record is from RefSeq and is a predicted model, not a curated record.
GCAGCCCAACCCACCCGGCCGUCCCACAAGGCGUCCAGAUCCAGGGCCGAACCACAUAAUUCACAGCAACAACAGAAAAUCCACGAACUGACGAACCGAGCCGUGACCAAGAAGAAAAACCCUCCGUACGACAAACGCCGCGCCGCCGCCCACCGAGACACGGCCGAUGGUCACCCCGCCGUCGCCCCGGCGGUCUGCCGCAGGCGCUGGCGCCGCUGCGGGGGCCCCGCGCGUGCUGCUUGCCCUGGUUGUGCUCUACGGCUUCAUGUCCUUCCUAGUCUACCGCGUCAUCCACAUGCGCCACGUCGCCCCGCUGGACAGCGACGCGUCGCCAGACGAAUUCUCCGAGGGACGCGUGCUGCAGCACCUCCGCCGCCUCGUCGUUGAUAUCCCUGGCCGCCAGGAGGGGAGACCGGGGUUGGAGACCGCCGCGCAGUACAUCAAGGGGCAGCUCGAGGGGCUUGCUGCGCAUGCUGGGCCGGAGUACAGGAUAGAUGUUGAAGAAACAAUUGUCAGUGGCUCUUUCAGCAUGAUGUUUUUGCGCCACAGAGUAACUCUAGGCUACAGAAAUCAUAAAAAUAUUGUUAUGAGGAUUUCAUCAAAUGUUUCAGAAGAGGAUGAACCAUCCCUUUUGGUGAAUGGACAUUUCGACAGUCCACUUGGAUCACCUGGUGCAGCAGACUGUGGUUCCUGUGUUGCAUCUAUGCUUGAACUAUCACGACUUAUGCUUGAGUCUGGGUGGGUCCCUCCUCGGCCAGUCAUUUUCCUUUUCAAUGGUGCUGAGGAACUUUUUCUUCUGGGUUCGCAUGGUUUUAUGAAGACACAUAAAUGGAGCAGCACAAUUGGUGCUUUCAUUAAUAUCGAAGCUUCUGGAAGUGGUGGUGCUGGUAUUAUUCUGUACUUUAUCUCUUGUUUAGUUGUUUGAAAUUUUGUAUUUUAAAACUCAAGUCAAUUCAA